AUGCAUGUUUUGCUAGUUGAUCAUGACGCAGACGCCCUUAACAUAGUUAACCAACUCGAAACGUUGCAGUAUAAAGUUACUUGUGUUGAGCUUCCAUAUCCUUCGAUACCAAUGCUUGCGAAUGCAAAAUUCGACGUUGUGAUGGCGAACAUCAAUUCUCCGGAUCCCCAAGUGAUGGCAGAUGAUGACAACACGUUGUUGAGGGCUCUCGAAAAUGAAGCAUCCAUUUGCAUCAAGAAGCCACCACCGGUAGAGUUUCUCAGAUACUUAUCGCAACAUGCUACGAGGGAGAAGGCAAGGAUGAUCAGGGAACAGGAUAUAAUCGCAUCCAACAACCUAGGAUCAUUAGGGGGAGUCGAGUUCCGGGAAGUGGUUCAUCAUAAAAAUCUUAACCCUAACCCUAACCCUAGAAUGAUGGUAAAUAGGAAUGGCAAAUAUAAGAGUAGAUGUAGAGGUAGAUAUGAGGAUUACAACCAAGGAUCCAGUAAUAUGAUGAGCCAAAAUGGUAAUGUGCGGAAAAAGAUGUGUACCGAAUGGACUCAAGAGUUGCACGCCAAGUUCGAGGAUGCAGCUUGGCAACUCGGGGAAGGAAGGUGUUUUCCAAAAGAGAUCUUAGAGUUGAUGAAUGAGCCCGGCUUAACCAGAAUGCAAGUUGCAAGCCAUCUCCAAGUUCGUUUUCUAAUCCAACUAGAUUAA
Salvia hispanica is the source of this 696-nucleotide messenger RNA. RefSeq names its product two-component response regulator ORR26-like. NCBI's taxonomy places the organism in Eukaryota, Viridiplantae, Streptophyta, Magnoliopsida, Lamiales, Lamiaceae. Gene Ontology annotation, cellular component: nucleus. Gene Ontology annotation, biological process: regulation of DNA-templated transcription. Gene Ontology annotation, molecular function: DNA-binding transcription factor activity; DNA binding. The record is from RefSeq and is a predicted model, not a curated record.